UUCCUGCAACAAACGAAUUACCGACUAUAACCAUGCAGGUCAGUCAUGCGCAGAUCUCUAGUUGUUGAAUAUUUCUCUUUCGAUAUGGCUACCGAAAGAUUUUAUUGAAAACAAAAUUAAGAAAUUAGAAAUUUUCACCGCGGAGAUUGCCGAGUGUGACCAACGCAAACUGGUAAUUUGAAAACACUGUGAGAAUUUUUCACAAACGUGGAUCAAUUAUGCAGAAUUUUGAUGAUCUUGAUAUAGAAGGUCGUAAUCCUUCUCACUUAUCAGAGGCAGGCAAGGAGAAGGAAGAAUACGAUCGAAAACGUUUAAUGAGGAGCAGUGUCACUGCUGAAGAUGGCACGCUCAGACCCGUGUAUUCUGAAACCGAAGAUGGUGAUAUAUGGUGUCAUAUAUGUAACAUAGCUCUGUUCGGAGCUCACAAGUUACUGAAUCAUAACAUGUGUAAUCGUCAUAAGAUGAAAUUAGAUGAAUGGCCAUAUCCAGUUUUGUUAUGGUCCAAACGAUCGGAUAUUGUAAAAACAGUUCCACCAGCACAAUCAGCUGCUAUAGGCGAUGGUUUGGCACCUGGAGAACCAGUACCACCUGGUAUGGAAGAUCAAAUAACCAGAACAACAACAAUUCAGAUGAGUUUGGAUCGCCACAGAAGUUCUCCCCUUGUCGGCCUUGAAUACCUACUUGAACUGGUUGAUAAUGAUUCUUGCGAACCCAGUUAUACAUGUGUUUUAUGCGAUAAAAGGGGUGACCCUCGUACUGUUAUGGCUCAUAUUACCAGUUAUAAUCAUAGAAUAACAUAUCUAAAUAGACAUUUCCCUACAAUUUCGCGUGCUAUUACGGAACUACCGCGUACUCCUAAUUAUAAACGUGGAGCUAACGAAAUAUCGGUGUUAGUGGCUAAGAAGAUUGAAGAACGAUUCGGAAGAUUACAACCACAGUUGGUUGAUAAGAAUCAAUUUGAAAAAAAUAAGAUGCAAUACAUCAAGAGAGUCUACCAGGAUUAUCACUUUAGGGAAACGCCAGAAUUAACAUUUAUGGAUGUUUACGAUGUGCGAUGGGUAACGAAUUUCGAAGAGAAGAUGGCUGAAGUGGCUGGUAAUAGUGGUCCGAAGAAAGAUUCUCAACCUGCUGAUGAGAAGCUGGAUGAUAAACAUAAGAGUGAAGACAAGAAACACGAAAAGUCACCACCAAAGAAAACAGAUUCUAAAUCAGAUACUACAAAAUCGGGAUUCAAGAUUCGCAUUUUCACAAGGGAUAAAUUAAGUAUCCGUAAGCCGUUAGAUAAGGAAGAAGAGAAUGUAAGAAAGUCUCCUAAGCGUCCCUCUGACGAGACAAAGUCUCUUUCGUCACUGUCAAGCAUAUCAAGUAGCCCUUCGCCAUCGCGUUCACGAUCACGGUCUCCCAUUCGUAAUCGCAAAACUAGUUCAAUGGAUAAAGGUGGCAGGUAUCGUACCAAAUCGCGUUAUUCGCGGGAUCGAACGCGUUCUCGUACACGUUCACGGUCGCGUUCACGUUCACCGGAGCCACUGAGAGAACGAGAUAAAUGGGAUAAGUAUCGUGACCAAAUUCGACGCGCCGAAGAGACGCUUGAUCGUGCAUUGAAAUUUCACGAAAAGAAUCCAGAGAAACAUCCGUCUUAUCCUGACGAGUGGAAAAAAUUCUGGAACAGGCGAUAUAAAGAAUUACAAGCGGAAGGGAAAGACCCUAGUAAACAUGACUUCAAGCCAGAAUGGAUAGAGUUCUGGAACAAACGAAUGCGUGAGAUUCACAAUGAACAAUUGCAGCAACGAAAAGAAGAAAUCAGAAAACGAUUAGAAUUGCCGGAAGACAAGCCGCCAGAAAAGUGGAUACCAUCGAAUAGACGUGAUAGAUCUCCGCCUAAAAGGAGUCGUCAUCGCAUAGAGAGCGAUGACGAAGUAGAGUAUGUCGGUACAAAAACUGUUAAAACAGAUUAUUAUGAUCAUCAUGACCUUAGAGAUCGUGAUUAUGCGUACUCGUCAUAUGUGCGUGGUAGGGGAAAUACGUAUAGAAGUAGUUACUAUCCUCGUGGUGUUACACGUCCGAGAUCAAUACAUUACGCGACACCAUAUCCGGUGAAAGAAAAAUCUCCAAGCCCUAUACCAGAUGAUAUAUUAACUGAAGAUUUAGAAGUAGUUGGCUUGUUGAGAUUACUCACGGCACUGGAAGGUCAAUUGGGCUCUCUUGGGCCCAAGAUAGUGUCUCUUCUUUCGAAAGCAUUGGCAGCAGAGAAGGCUAAACCAAACUCUGCCGAGGAAUUACUUUACGACGAAGAGGUGAGUGUGCUUUUUGAAACGGUUAAAGAAAAACUUAAAGGUCAAUUAUUUGCUGGAAUGAUAGAAAAGAUGGCUAUAACACCAACGAAGACAGCAAUUCAAAAUAUUGCUCAGUUGUUGCAUAAAGCGACAGAAAGUAAGAAGAAAAUGGAAGAAGAAAAAAAGAAAAAGAGAGAAAUGGAGACCGCGAAAUCGGCAAAUUAUAUUCAAAGAACAGUCUAUACAAGGCCGGUAGAGGUAAUUACACCUACAAUCAAAUCCGAACCAGUUAGCGUACCUGGCGUUGGUACCGUCGAUAAAGUAGCUAUAGCCCAACAAAUAGCAGCUGCUUUAGUAGCUCAAGGUAGAUCAAAUGUAUCGCAAGAGGAAUUAGAAACUCUUAUUAACGCUGUUGUCGGAAUGGCUGAAGCGUCCAAAAAUUCUGAUAAACCAGUGACUACGGCUGAUUUUGUUAAAGGGUUGGCAAGAGGUAAUACUUCUCUUCCUCAGACUACAUCUGCACCUGCGACCUUGACAACAGCGGAUACGAUUGAUCAUCAAACUUCUAAAAUGGAAAGUUUAUCGGACGCAGAUUUAAAAGCACUGUUACAAAAUUUUAAAGAUUUAUCCUCUCAGGAACAACACGGACUGAUUAAUUUCUUAAAAAAAUUAGAAGUCACAGAUCCAGUUCGAGUAGAAAAAUUAAGGGCGUUUGUUAACUUGGGUUCAACGUCCAUAGUAUCUUCCAUGCCAAAAAUAAAGUCCCCAACGCCAGAGAAUAUAGAAACGAAUAUUAAAUCCAACAGAAGUAUUUCGCCGUUCUCUGUGCGCAAAGGAAAUCAAAAUCCCGUUGAAGAGGAAGAUAAAUGGAAACCUAAAAUAGACAUGUUUGCAAAUGAUGACGAGGAAGAACAGCAAACAAAGAAUGAUAACGAAGAUAAACAGAAAGCGAAGUUAGAUUUGUCAGAUGAUGACGAUGAUUACACAUUUGAAGAUAUUUAUAAGGCAGCGGAUAAAAAUGUUAGCGAAAAUGAAAAGGCAAAGAAGAAAUCGCGAGGAUUUUCGAAGUCGGUAUCGAAUUCGCCAAAAUCCUGGACACGAUCUCGUUCACGUUCAAGAUCACGUUCUCCGGUCAGGCCAAAGGAAUUAACGAAAACUAACGAUCCAAAUGCAAUACUAAAUGAAACGAAACGUUUAAUCGCUCAUAUAAUGGGAGAUCUUCCAAAUAAAUAUGUGCCAAAAUCGCACUUGUCACUUGGAAAUGAAAAUGCUGAACAAAAUACAUCGAAACCGUUGGAUCAAAUUCCCAAUACUUCUACAGCUCCUUUGUCAAACUUUUAUAAUCAAGGAUAUGUUCAAAAUACUCAACAAACUUGCACCCGUCCACAAGCACCCCCUCUUAGUUAUCCCAGCAUGUCCAACCAGCAAUUCCAAAAUUAUCCACAUCAACAAGUUUAUAGCGGUAAUCAGAAUUACGUGGAUAAUGGUUAUAAUUACCAAGGAUAUGGCGCUAUAGGCAAUCAGGGUCAGUAUAGUGGACCGUCCAUGGCAUCAAAUCAAUACCCGAAUCAGCAAAAUUAUGGUGGGUCACCCUAUGGUGGACUACCCACCAAUCAUUCUUCGAAUUACUCUCAACAACCGCCGCAACAGCAAUACGGAAAUUAUGUGCAACAACAACGUUUCUACUAAAGUGACUAUUUAGAAAUUGUUCAUAAGAAUGUAUUGAAGUUUUGCUGUGACUGUGAAUCUAUUUACAAUUGUUACAGAACUAGUUUUCUCCUUGAACGCUGUAUAAGUGUUCAUAGGAAAGCUUAAUGUUACUAGUUCAGGGAUUAUUAAUUAAGACAUAAGAGUGGUCAAAAUUUAAGAAAUUUCUAACCAAAUUGAAUGCAUCGUGUAAAUAUAUUUAAAAAUUCAUGAACAGUUCCGUUGCUAAGGACUUCCUGAUGAAUUUUACAUUUACAUUUGCCAUUCCUCUUCAUACAUGAGAAAUUUAUUUCCAUGUGAUUUUUAUACAUUUAUAAAUCGCGUGUGUCUCGCUUUGAGACGGCAAAGAUUUAUUAGAAAAUAUCUCAAUUCGCUUAAGUAUAUCGCAGUAGGCGCGUGGUGUGAACGUGGAUUUAUGGAAUGAAGUGUUGAGGCAUCAAUGUCAGCGGGAAUGAAGUAAGUAAAGAAAAAUAGGAACGUAAUUGAAAGAAACGUCUUUACUCUCGAUUACAAUUUUGUUAUGCUAUCUUUCAUUCAAUCUUAUUAAUUGAUAAUAUGUUUAUCAUAUUUAUAAUUUAGCAGGUUCAGAUAAGUGUGAUAAAACAUCAAAGGAGUCGAAAGUAUUGAACAUUAUUUUUACAAGCACUUUUAACGUUAAAAAAAUAUACAUAUACAUAUAUAUUUACUAUGUAUAUGUAUACACAUAUACAUACGUAAUAGCGAGGACAACUAUGUGUAAUUUUUUAAUUAAGAGAACAUGUUGUAAAAGUGUAUUAAAUUAGUAAAGAAUAAUCUUCGUUUUGUAAAUACUUUUAUGUGUAUAAGUUUUUCAUAUUUCAGAGAAACUAUAAAUACACCAAGGAACUUGUUCUUAAUAUUCAAUAAUAAUAAAAAUAGAAUUAAAUUAAUAAUAAACAUAGCAGUAUAAAAAAAAAGAUACUUAAACAGAUCUCUUUACCCUACAUUUCACAAUUUUAUUUUAACAAAUAUCAUCAAUUUAAAUAUACAACUGCCAGCCUUCAAAAAUAAACAUAAAUCUAAAUUAAUAGGAUUAUUUUUUUCUUUUUAAUCAGUCUUGAUUAUUUGACCUGUCAAUCGGUAAUUAAAUAAACGAAACGUGCCAGAUAUAUUUUUUCAUUU
This is a messenger RNA of Nomia melanderi (Alkali bee), 5120 nucleotides long. RefSeq names its product PAT complex subunit CCDC47. Lineage: Eukaryota; Metazoa; Arthropoda; Insecta; Hymenoptera; Halictidae. Gene Ontology annotation, cellular component: endoplasmic reticulum. The record is from RefSeq and is a predicted model, not a curated record. Gene Ontology annotation, molecular function: calcium ion binding. Gene Ontology annotation, biological process: endoplasmic reticulum calcium ion homeostasis.